AUGGCCCUCUCUCAACUAUCUCAGUGGAAUAUUCCACCAGAGCUCAUCCAGGAAGUAUCAAGAUAUGCCACACCAACCAGCAUUGCCGAUUAUACAGCCUUGGCCAUUCUUGCCGGCAUAGGGGCAACCUUCCUGUCGCGAGGAAUCCUAUGGGACAAGCCUGAUCCAUAUCACCACCUGGCAUUUGAGAGACCUCAGCUGAAGAACGGCGGCCAAGCUGGAGCAAAUGCCAACAGAGAAACAAGGAACAUCGCACAGAAGCUGGAGGAGACCGGGAAGAACAUCGUCGUUUUCUGGGGGUCACAGUCUGGUACAGCCGAAGGUUUUGCCCAUCGACUAGCAAGGGAAAUCUCUGUGCGCUGGGAUCAGGAGACUAUGACGGCAGACCUUUCAGACUAUGACCCUGCUACCAUUGCUGAGAUCCCCGACUCUAAGUUGGCCAUCUUCAUCGUCUCGACCUAUGGCGAAGGUGACCCGAGUGACAACACGGCCGAUUUCUGGAGUUGGAUCAACAAGGCCGAUGGUGUCUCGCUUGCCAAUCUGCGCUAUGCAGCCUUCGGCUUGGGCAACUCCAACUACAAAUUCUACAAUCGCGUUGUUGAUGUCAUCGUGGAGGGUCUGGAGAAGUCUGGAGCCAAGGCUUUCAUGCCAAUCGGUAGAGCGAAUGACGCCGAGGGCGCCACUGAAGAAGAUUUUAUGGCGUGGAAAGAUAAUUUAUUCGCUUGCUUCCGGGAGCAGUUCCGCUUCCAAGAAGUUGAAGCCAAAUACAUUCCAAGCCUGACGGUCGACGAAGAUGAGUCCUUGGAACCCAUUGACUUGCACAGUGGAGAACCCAAAAACCACAUCGAUGGACUCAAGUCAGCUACUCAGUCGUCGCCGGUACGCACAUUGCCUAUCACAAAAUCCAGGGAACUCUUUACUGCAUCAGAUCGAAACUGCUUGCACAUGGAUUUGGACUUGACUAGCCAGCCCGAGUUGACCUACAAGACUGGUGAUCACCUUGCCAUUUGGCCUGGAAACCCCGAUGUCGAGGUUGAACGCCUGCUUCAGGUACUUGGCAUCUCAUCACGCCGUGAUAUUCCUCUCAUCAUCAGAUCCAUUGACUCUGCCACCAAAAUUACGAUCCCUACGCCAACGAGUGUCAUUGCUCUCUUCCGUUACUACCUAGAGAUUUGUGCCCCGGUCAACCGUGAUAAUGUCCGCGACCUCGCACAAUUUGCACCAACCCCAGAGGCAAAGGCCUACCUGAUCAAGCUUGGCCAGGAUAAGGAGUUUUACGCUGGCUUCAUCAACCGCACACACCUCAAUCUCGGCCGCCUGUUGCAACUUGCAUGCCCCGAGAAGGCUUGGUCUAAUCUCCCACUCGCAUAUCUCGUCGAGACAAUGCCCCACAUUCGUCCCCGAUACUAUUCCAUUUCCUCAAGCAGUGUUGUCUCUCCUCGCAAACCCUCCAUUACCGCCAUCGUCUCCACAACUCCUCUUCAAGGCAACGCCAACGAACUCGUGCACGGUGUCACAUCCAACUACCUUCUUGCCAUUUCCCAACACUUCAGCUCCCAGCCUCACCCACAUGGACUGACAUACCACCUCAAUGGCCCCAGCGACGCUUUGGAGGGUGGUAAAGUCUUCGCUCACAUCCGUCGCAGCAAGUUCAAAUUGCCGAUCACGAGCAAGACACCUCUGAUCAUGGUGGGCGCGGGUACAGGUCUAGCACCAUUCCGCGCAUUCCUGGCCGAGCGAUGCCAAGUCCAGAAGAUUGGCAAGGAGAUUGGACCCAUGAUUCUUUUCUUUGGAUGCCGCAACCCCAAUGAAGAUUUUAUCUACCGGGAUGAGCUGGAGGAGAUGCAAAAGGCUCUUGGCGACAAGUUGCAGCUGGUAACGGCAUUCUCGAGAGAGGAGAGCUCACCACGCAAAUAUGUACAGGAUCGUGUCUCGGAGCUUGGCGAUGAAGUUGUCAAGCUUAUUGAUGAGGGUGGCAGCUUCUAUGUUUGUGGCAGGGCUGGGAUGGCGCGGGAGGUUGAGAAGGCUGUUGGUGGUGCAAUGAAGAUUGCGAAGGGAUGGUCGAAUGAUGAGGUGAAUGACUGGAGCAAGGCUGUGAAGAAGAAGAAUAAGUGGCAGGAAGAUGUAUGGGGAUAA
This is a messenger RNA of Penicillium subrubescens, 2136 nucleotides long. RefSeq names its product NADPH--cytochrome P450 reductase. The transcript has a single exon. Gene Ontology annotation, molecular function: flavin adenine dinucleotide binding; FMN binding; NADPH-hemoprotein reductase activity. The coding region runs from base 1 to 2136 and encodes 711 amino acids. NCBI's taxonomy places the organism in Eukaryota, Fungi, Ascomycota, Eurotiomycetes, Eurotiales, Aspergillaceae. The record is from RefSeq and is a predicted model, not a curated record. Gene Ontology annotation, cellular component: cytosol.